AUGCAGGUGAAGCCACUCCAUUUUCUUGCAAAAAGGACUUUUUGUGAAUCAACAUGUACCAAGUCAUGUACCAUAUGGAGCUCACAAGCCACCAAUGGUCGAUCCUUGGGGCUUGAGGCCCUGGGAAGGCUUGAUGGCAGUCCUGCCGCCCUGCGCCAAGUGCUCACACUUCUGGAAGAGGAGGAUACGGCGGAGCCCUGGUGUGUUCGUUUCAAGGACCUGCCGGUCGAGGUCAGGUGCAAGCUGCGAGAGGGGCGCUAUGACGGCUGGUCUUCAGUCUGUCCCUACCCAGCAGAUUGGGAACGCCUCUGGGAAGCCAAGGAUCCCCUGAGGCUGGAGAACCCCUGGCACUCGUGCGUGGAGGAGUUCCGGGCCAAAGGUUUGGUUGUCAUCGAUCACUUCUUCAGCCUCGAAGGUCUGGCUGAACUGUGGACGUAUGCCUUGGAGGCACCAUGUUUCCGUUCACUGCGUCCUGGAUAUCUGGGUGCCUUUCCAGCCGAUGGCUGUGUACAUCCCAUCAUCCGCAGGGUAGCUGAAAGUCUGGAAGAGAAAAUGCCCGCUGUUUUGGAGAGACAUCAUUUGACAAGGUGGUGGCUGUUCAAAUACUUCUCCUGUGGGUCCAGCGGCAUUGGAAUCCAUGCGGACGAUGCUGCGGUGAAUGUGAAUAUUUGGCUCACUCCAGAUCAAGCUUGCCGCAGAGGCGGUGGCCUUGAUAUCUAUAGGUCCGUACCUCCUCCUGGUUCAUGGACUGGGGACCACAAUCGCGCCUUAGCGCAGGGAGGCGUUGACCACGUCAAGUACAAGCAGAAUCGAUCGGCGAGACGUGAAGACUUAACGACGUCAGUUGCGGACAUCUGGACGGCCAGAGGACAUCGGAAGAGAUCGAUUGAAGGUGAUCCGAUGACCGCAAUGAUGGCAGCCAUGGCCGCCCAGAAGAUGGCGGCCGUGCCACCCGUCGGGCUCGGUGCCUUAGGCGCAGUGGGCGCCUUGGGCGCAGUGGGGCUGCCGGCCCUCGCAGGGAAGGGCGCCAUUGUGCCAGCCACCAUGCCGGUGGGCGGAUGGUCUCCUGAGAAGCAAGCGCUCGUACAGCGGGUCAAAGACUUCCAGAAGAUUGGUCUUGCAGAGAAGAAGCAGUGGGAGGUCUUCUGCAUGAUGAAGCAGGUACAAAGGUACGACCCUGGAUCCCACGAUGAGAACUUCUUGAACGAAUUCUUCUUGAUGCAGCAGGCCGGACAGAUCAGUGCUGAGAAGCAUGAGAGCCCGGAAAAACUGGCGUUGGUCGAGAAGGUGAAAAACGUUCAGAAAAGCGGCCAUAUGGCUAGGCAGCUGUGGUACGACUACUGCAGCAGCCAUGGCAAUACCAACUUUGACCCUGCUCGACAUGACGAGGCCUACCUCAGAGGCUUCAUGGAGAAGAUGGAGCAGGGCGGUCAUGGAAGCGUGGGCUCAUUAGAGGCCAACAAGGUUUACGUGGGAAACCUGGAAAGGAACGUGACUGAAGACGAUGUCAAGGAGUUCUUCAGCAAUUUUGGCACAGUGACUCUGGUGGAGCUGAAAAUGGAUAUCACCACAGGCCUGUCCAGAGGCUUCGCUUUCGUCAGCUUCAUCGAUGAGGCACCCGUCAAGUUUAUCCUGGAAAACAAAGAGAUGAUGAAAAUUGCCGGAAAGCAGAUCGAAGUGAAACCUGCCAGGGACAGGUCAUCAUCGAUGAAGGGUGGUGGUGGCAGCGGCUGGGGAGAUGAUUACGGCUGGAUGCAACCUCCAACAAAGGGAAAGGGCUUUGGCAAGAUGGCAAUGAUGAUGUCGGCCAUGGCUGCGAUGAUGAAGGGUGGAAAAGGAGGAAAAGGAGCCGGCAAACCUAUGGGGCCAACCUACGGCGCCAAAGGUGCUGGAAAUCCCACAGCUGACUCAGAGGUGAUCUUCGUGGGUGGCCUUCCCAGAGAUGCCACCGAGGAAGCCAUCGCUGCGCACUUCUCGCAGUGGGGCACGGUCCAAAAGGUCGACAUGAAGUAUGACCAAACCACAUAUCAGUUCAGAGGUUUUGCCUUCGUCACCCUUGGCUCUCCAGCUGAAGCGCAGGCAAUCUUCAACAACUACGACAACAACCUGUACAAUGGCAAGUGGAUUGACUGCAAGCCUGCGGCCCUGGGGAAGAUGGGGCAGAUGUCUGGGGAUCCGAUGGCAGUGUCUGUGCCUCCAACCAUCCCGACGGACAAGGUAGCUCCCCCUCCCACAGGUACCACGCUUCGUGCUCGAGGGCUGCCCUUCUCCGCAACCAAAGAUCAGGUUCUGGAGUUUUUCUCUGGCUACGGAGUGACCGGCCGUGUGCAUAUGAAGCAAGACUACAUGGGUCGCCCCUCUGGUGAAGUCUUCGUGGAGUUCAUCUCCACCGAGGAGGCAGUCAGAGCCUUCAACGACAGAAACUUCCAGAUGAUGGGCACUCGCUAUGUCGAGCUCAUCGGUGCCAGCGACGCGGACGUCAAAUUGUACCUAGACAAUGGCGGCAAGGGUGCUACUGCUGGCUAUGGCCCCAUGAAAGGCAAAGGUGGAAAAGGCCCAUCGCCAUAUGACUUUAUGUGCCUUGGCUGCCUUGGCUGCGACGAUGUGGACGAUGAAUUUCUGGAUGGUUUUGACUUGUGCCCUGCUUGGUGUGGUUGUGCUGUGCGAACCGUGCUGGAAGUGCGGGUCGUGGCGCAUUUUGUUGCCAUGAACGUAUGCGUUUGGAAAGGCAUUUGUGAGCGUCAGCGUCUAGCCACUCGAUACAAGGCUACAAACAUUUGCAUCAGUGGCUGCAUCCCGGAUACAGAGGAUUCAUUCAGAAGUCUAGCGGAGGCCCGGGAGCGGCGCGAGGCUCGGGAACGUGCCCGGCGCGAGGGCCGCGAGGGCCACGAGGGCCGCGAGGGCCGCGAGGGCCGCGAGGGCCGUGACGGCAGCCAGGGCCGCGGGCGGCGCUUGAAGAGACGAAGUCGAGGCCGAGGUCGACGACGUCGCCACGACGGCCACACGGGCCAUGGACGACGGCACCGGGGGCGCAGAAGAGCACCGAGUCAUGGAAGACGGCGAGGGCGCAGACGGCGAGGUGGUCGCCAUGGUCGAAGGAGGAGAAGGAAAGCGUCCCAGGAACGACCUGCCUCAGAGAAAGAGGAAUCAGAUGCAGAGUCGGCAAGUGCCGAAGAGUCGGAGGAGGCUGGUAGUGAGGAUGCCUCAAAAUCCGAAGACGAGAAGGAUGCAUCUGACAAGUCUGACAAGGAGAACCAGGAAGAGGCACUGAAAACUGCCCGCACCGCAGUGUCAGACGCUGAAGCGGAAGUGCAGGCUGCUCAGAGCGCCGUGGCCAAUGCUGAGAUGAAACUGCUAACUGCUGAAUUGGAGGCUGAUGAGGCCGUCUCCAAGCAGGUUCAACGCAUAUCCGAAAGCUUCGUGAUGCCAGCUAUGGUGUUGAGCCUUUUCGUGCUUGCUGUCGCCUCCAUGCAUGCGAAGGCAUCAGACAGCGCGACUGUGACUUCAGAGCCAGACCAAAACACGCUGAACGUCCAGAUUGAGAAGCUGCAAGUAUGGAAUUUCAGCAAGUAUGCCAAUUGCGCAGUGCGACAAAGACCUGCGAGCAUGGGAGAGCUUCCAGUUCCAGAGCAGGAGUAUGUGGUGCUUGCAGAGCGGGCUCUGAAGAUUUGGUACGCUGCGAAAUUGCUGGCGCCCAUGAAGAAAUACUCUCCCUCUGACGAGCUGGACCAAAUAUGGCAUUGCCAUAUUUUGGACAUGCGCAACUACGCCCACUUCCAGCAACAGCUGGGAGUAAAAAUUGGGCAUACCCCAUAUGGGGAUGAGGAAACAAAUGAUCUGGCACAGACUGAGAGCGUCUUGAAUGUGGUGUCAAAAUCGUUGGGUACCAAACUUGAGAAGACUUUCUUCUCGUCGACAGGCAAAAUUAACUGUAUCCGAUGA
Messenger RNA from Cladocopium goreaui, 3942 nucleotides. Lineage: Eukaryota; Dinophyceae; Suessiales; Symbiodiniaceae. The record is from the annotation of a GenBank genome assembly.